GUACAAUGUAUAGAUAUGGAAAACAAUGACCUAAGUACUUUAUAAUUACACAGCCGAGUAAAUAUGAUGAAUUGAAUCAAAAAGGUCACAUUUAAUAAGGUACAUGUGUAGAAAAUUAGAACAAUUACAUGUAUUAUAAAUUUACAUAAUUUCUUCAACACGAUUUCACCUGAUUAAGGACACAGUGAUUAAACAGAUCACGCAGGUGUGUCGCGCAGAUAUGUCGCGAAGCAGCGGUAGUUUUAAAAAAGAUAUUUUUUAUGUAUAUUAUAUGCAUAAAAAAUAUCGUAAAAUCACGUAUUAUAAUCACACCCAAAAGCGAAUACCUUUAAAUACUAGCUGUUUCCUUCACUCUACCAUCAGCAGAAUAACUACCAACCCAACAUAAUGGCACAGAAGUAUUUGGACAUGAUCGAACAGGAAAAGGCUAGACCAUUUAGAGAUUUUGAAGAGGAAUGGGUUGAUCUAGGAAAACAGCUUUGCCUAGUUGCUUUUGAACCAGGGAAUUCUCCCAAAGACGACGUGGAAGAAAUUGAGUCCCCAUCCCUUAAAAGAAAACUAAGUCAGGCGGAGGACUCUUACAUUUUAAACAAGAGGAGAACAAAGCUACAAAAACUAAGUGUAAUGGAGGAUGAAGAUGUCAUACUGACCAAUCUACGAAAAGAGGACCCAUCAAAGUAUGAGAAAUUAGAAAAGAGAAUACGGGGAGAUGGAACCUCCAGGUGUUUGGGAACUUCGGUGGGAUUUAAGACCACCCCGACAAUUAUUGGAUACCACUCUCAGUCGCCAGAAAACUGCACGUCUCAGGGAUUUAAGACCACCACAACGACAAUACCUGUGUAUUCGUCUCAAUCGCACGAAUGCAGUACGUCUCAAGGAUUUACGGUUAAGACCGUCGCGCCAACUACCGACUAUCCCCCUCAAGAGCCAGAAUGUACCAUGACAAUUCCUGCGUACUCGCCUCAGUCGCCAGAAUACAGUGUGUCUCAGGGAUUUACAACCGCUGCAACAACUAUUAAGAACCCCCCUCCUCAGUCGCCAGAAUGCAGUACGUCUCAGGGAUUUACAACCGCUGCAACAACUAUUAAGAACCCCCCUCCUCAGUCGCCAGAAUGCAGUACGUCUCGAGGAUUUAAUGUGGGUUUUUUACAACGUUUAGCUGGCGGUGCCUUUCCUCUUCAAGGGGAAUUAAAUGCUCUCAGUGAGUUGGUUGACUCUAUGAGAGUCGAUUUAUUACAAACUUCGAUGCUCAUUGACUAUGUUAAAGAUUUUUUAAAGAAUUAUACAUUUUGAUUUUCAAUUGAGUAUCCUUCUGGGUGGGUUUUUUUUGUAUUUUAUUGAAAAGGACUACGUAUCGUGUGUGUUGUGCACCAUUGUGUACAUUGUAUACAACAUAGCAUAAAAAUGUUAAUAAUAAACGUAUAAUUUAAAAUAAUUAUCCCUCUAAGUUUGUUUUGUAUUUUAUUGAAAAUGUGUACAUUAUAUACCAUACUACAGAAAGUCUUGCAACUUAUUAUGAAACAAA
Messenger RNA from Magallana angulata, 1525 nucleotides. RefSeq lists its product as uncharacterized. The transcript is spliced from 5 exons. The record is from RefSeq and is a predicted model, not a curated record. The coding region runs from base 388 to 1293 and encodes 301 amino acids. NCBI's taxonomy places the organism in Eukaryota, Metazoa, Mollusca, Bivalvia, Ostreida, Ostreidae.